CCGCGGCCCCGGCGCAGCGCACAGCAUACACAGCACCGGCGGCCACCACAGCGAACAGCAAAGCACCUCUGCUGAAGUCGCGCGAGAGCCGAGAGCCUUAUUCUCAUUCAUUCAUCUUCCUCCGCGUCUUCCUCUUUCCAUCCACCUUCUGCCUGCUUGCUUGCUUGUUGCUGCCGUAGUCCAGGUAGAUCCCCCGGGCAGGCAGCCGAUCGACCGGGAAGCUUGUGGAGGAGGAGUAGUGGUGGUGGUGGCGGCGGCGGAGAGGGAACCGGGGAGCGGGAAGGCGGCGCGGAUUAUUAUGCCACUGCUGCGGCGCAGGCGCCGGCGCGGCCGGUGAUGCCCGCCGUGGCGGUCGCUUGAGGUGAGGCGGCCGUGCGUGGGGACGAGGGUGGACGGGCGGGGGGGCGGGGAGCGAGGCGGCGCGGACCGAGGUUGCGUUGGGUUCGAUUUCGAUUGGUCUGCGUCUGCUGAGAGGAGAGGACGGCGGUUGGGAUUUGUUGGUCACGGUGUGUGUGCUUGGAAACUUCACGGGGGGAGAAACUACUUGAUCUAGCCGUUUCAGCAAUUCCGUUGAGGUUGUUCUAGAAGGGAUAUCUUGGGUGCUAUUUGAUUAUUUUGGAGCUGUGAGAUUUUGUACUGUUUACCGAAGUGUUUGGCCUCAGGAGAGUUGAAGAUAAGGAGCGGAGCUAGGUUUAAACUCUUACUUGGUUGUUGCGUGCAACGGAUCAACUAUGUUAAGCUUUUCUCUAGAGUAACAGCAAUUGGAUCAAUUCAAGUAGGUGAGUGGAAUUGAUCCUUUUGAAGAUUCUGAUCCCAGUUCAAUUCAUGACUAGAGUCGUGAAUUCUAUAGGUUUUCUCGUGUAAAUUUAACACUAAUUUGGCUGCUCUUUUGGGUCUGGGCGCACAAAUUUGAAAUAUUGAAAUAUUGGGAGUGCUGGUGUGAUAUAGAGGUCUAGGGGGAGAUAUGAGGUACUACUUGCGUCAGAUCCAGCGUUUGGUUGGAGAUAUGGAAGGAGGAGUUCUCUUGUUUAUUGAUGACCUCAACUCCAAGUGACAAAGCGAACAACUGUUGCACCUUUCCCUUCUAUUUCUGUUUAUUUUUGCCGGAUUUGGAGAUGGAGGUGAAUUCCUCUGGUGAGGAAAUGGUGGUCAAGGUAAGAAAGCCAUACACAAUCACAAAGCAGCGGGAGCGGUGGACAGAGGCUGAGCACAAACGGUUCCUUGAAGCCUUGAAACUUUAUGGCAGAGCAUGGCAGCGUAUAGAAGAGCAUGUUGGGACAAAGACGGCCGUGCAGAUCAGAAGUCACGCUCAAAAGUUCUUCACCAAGUUGGAAAAGGAAGCUAUGACCAAUGGUACUUCUCCGGGGCAAGCCCUUGACAUUGACAUACCUCCACCACGGCCUAAAAGAAAGCCUAACAAUCCAUAUCCUCGAAAAAGUGGUCUCAGCUCUGAGACACCAACCAAAGAUUUUCCAAAUGACAAGUCAGCAAAACCAAAUAUGCCCUUGAGCAAUGGAAAUGUACAAAUGGCAGGUGAUGCAUCUCUUCAGAAAUUUCAAAGGAAGGAGUUGUCUGAAAAAGGAAGUUGCUCAGAAGUUCUUAAUCUCUUCCGUGAUGCCCCAUCUGCGUCAUUUUCUUCAGUUAACAAAAGCUCUUCAAAUCAUGGUGCACCCAGGGGGGUCGAGGCAAGUAAAACAGAAAUCCGAGAUAUGACCAUCAUGGAAAAUAAUUCUCUUAACCCCAACAUGCAAGAGGAUGUAAAGGAGAUCAGCGAUCAUGAAAUGGAAAGGCUUAAUAGUAUCCAAAUCAGCUCUAAAUGUGAACAUUCUCACGAGGGAUAUUUGGAUCUCUCAAUGCAACAAAUGAAGCUAAAGCCAAAAUCUGUGGAGACAACAUAUGUGGACAAACAAACUGCAAGAGCUUCGCACUCCCUAGCGGAGAAAAAUGGGACAGCUAGCAUUCUGGUCACUGCAACUGAAGGAACUCAUUCUGAUCAAACAAGUGAUCAAGUGGGAAUCAAUGGAAGCAUUAACCCAUGCAUCCAUCCAAUGCUUUCUUCAGAUCCAAAAUUUGAUAGCAGUGCCACACCACAGCAUUUUCCUCAUAAUUAUGCUGCCUUUGCUCCAAUGAUGCAGGGCAACUGCAACCAAGAUACCUACAGGUCAUUCGUCAAUAUGUCAUCCACCUUCUCCAGCAUGCUUGUUUCCACGUUGUUGUCAAACCCUGCCAUCCAUGCAGCUGCCAGGCUCGCAGCAUCAUACUGGCCAGCAGCUGAAGGUAACACACUUAUCGAUCCAAAUCAAGAAAAUCCUGCAGAUGAUGUUCAAGGAAGGAACAUAGGCUCUCCUCCAAGCAUGGCUUCUAUUGUAGCAGCUACAGUUGCUGCAGCAUCUGCAUGGUGGGCAACACAAGGUCUUCUCCCUUUCUUCACUCCACCCAUGGCUUUUCCAUUUGUACCAGCUCCUAGUGCUGCCUUUCCCACAGUUGAUGUUCCAAGACCUUCAGAGAAAGACAGAGAUUUCCCAGUUGAAAAUGCACAGAAGGAAUGCCAAGAAGCUCAAAAACAGGGACAAUUUGAAGGUUUAAGAGUUGCUGCUUCUUCAGUGUCUGAUGGGAGUGGAAAAGGCGAGGUGUCUCUCCACACAGAGUUAAAGAUAUCUCCUGUCCAGAAUGCUGAUGCAACACCUACCACAGGAGCUGAUACAAGUGAUGCAUUCAGGAAUAAGAAAAAGCAGGAUCGCUCUUCAUGUGGUUCUAACACACCUUCAAGUAGUGAUGUUGAUGCAGACAAUGUUCCUGAGAAGGAGGACAAUGCUAAUGAGAAGGUGAAGCAAGCCUCCUGCAGCAACUCUUCAGCUGGUGACACUAACCACCGCAGAUUUAGAAGCAGUGGAAGCACUAGUGAUUCAUGGAAGGAGGUUUCUGAAGAGGGUCGUCUGGCUUUCGAUGCGCUGUUCAGUAGAGAAAAGCUUCCGCAAAGCUUUUCUCCCCCACAAGCAGAAGACUCGAAGGAGGUUGCCAAGGAGGAAGAAAAUGAAGUGACUACAGUGGCAGUUGACCUCAACAAGAACGCCACAAGCAUUGAUCAUGACCUCGACACAAUGGAUGAGCCAAGGGCUUCCUUUCCCAAUGAAUUGUCGCACCUGAAGCUGAAAUCGCGCCGAACAGGCUUCAAGCCAUACAAGAGAUGUUCUGUGGAAGCGAAGGAGAAUAGGGUGCCGGCUAGUGACGAGGUUGGUACCAAGAGGAUUCGUCUUGAGAGCGAAGCAUCCACAUAAUCGAUCUCUACAUGGGGACUGGUCGGCCUGCCUCUACCAUGAAGUUUAUGUCAAAGUUAUAUUUACAUCUAAGCUACUAUAGGACUUCAAACCUUGCAAUGCAGUGCUUCAUUAAACUUAAUCUGUUGUGUGCUGUAUUUUAAUGCUUGUCAAGCAGCCCGCUAGACUGCUUUUAAACCUUAUCUCGUAGACUCUGAUUUAAGCAUUAAGCAACUAUUGAACUUUUUGGUCAAAA
Sorghum bicolor (sorghum) is the source of this 3513-nucleotide messenger RNA. Its product is annotated as protein CCA1. The record is from RefSeq and is a predicted model, not a curated record. The transcript has 13 exons. Bases 1035 to 3278 code for a protein of 747 amino acids. NCBI's taxonomy places the organism in Eukaryota, Viridiplantae, Streptophyta, Magnoliopsida, Poales, Poaceae. Gene Ontology annotation, molecular function: DNA binding.